This is a messenger RNA of Priapulus caudatus, 2125 nucleotides long. Its product is annotated as WD repeat-containing protein 76-like. The annotation marks the transcript as partial. The record is from RefSeq and is a predicted model, not a curated record. NCBI's taxonomy places the organism in Eukaryota, Metazoa, Priapulida, Priapulimorpha, Priapulimorphida, Priapulidae. The transcript has 11 exons. Gene Ontology annotation, cellular component: nucleus. Gene Ontology annotation, molecular function: protein binding; DNA binding. Gene Ontology annotation, biological process: regulation of DNA damage checkpoint.
GAAGAGGUGAUGUGUCCAAUACCAUCCCCUCCAGCAACCAGCCGUACACGACGCUCUACACAUGAAGAUGAAGCAACGAAGUACCAAGUUGAUGAUGAGGACAGUGAUGACAAUGGCUGUGAGCAGUUGCUCGGUGGAGUAAAACUAGGCGCUUACGAAGCCCUGAUACAGAAGAACAUCAACGACAAAAUGAAUGUCCUGCGUAAGCUAGGAAUAACAGAUGUGCAGGAAGGAAGGAAAUAUUUACUACCAAAAAAGGUACCAAAACCUCAACAAUUUGGUCUGAAACCAAAGAAAUUGAGGCCAAAAUCACCUGUUAUACGAAGAACAAGCUUGCGCAUAGCUGGAAUGAACCCAGUGGGGGAAAAGCUGCCUGAUAGACCAGGAUGGAGCCCUAAUUACCAACUGAAUGAACCGUUGGUCGAUGAACAUCCUCGUCCACCAGCAGGACCAAUCACUAUGGCUGAUAUUAAAAACAAAGACAGCUCAGAGAAUAGUGAAGAGACACUUGCCAGGUUGAAGGGUCUGUGUUCAGGAGAGAUCGGGAAAUACAACGGAUAUACAAGUUUGAAAAGUGUUGUGAAAUCAUUCCAAGCAAUGGCAAUCAGUGCUAAGCGGGUAGCCAAAGUUGUACCAGCACGCAUCUUCUCAGUGGCUAUCCAUCCAUCUGAACAACAAACACUUGUUUGUGCUGGAGACAAGUGGGGUCACGUUGGCCUCUGGGAUGUGGGUUCAAGUCUAGGCAGUAAUGGUGUGCAUCUAUAUGAACCCCAUUCAAGGCCAAUCUCCUCAAUAAAGUUUAAUCCUCAAGAUACUGGACACCUAUAUUCUGCAAGUUAUGAUGGAACAGUGAGAUAUGCUGAUCUUGCUAAAGGAGUGUUUAAUGAGGCAUAUGUCACUGAUGAAGAGGAUGACAUAAUGUGCAGAGAUAUAGACUUUUCGUCAGCUGAUACCUUUGUUGUUGCUCUUGGAACCGGAGAAUUUUGUUUGGUCGAUAGCAGAACACAAGGGUAUAAAGCCGAGAAAACCUAUGUAGCACACAGCAAGGGCUUGAGGACUAUCUCUGUGCAUCCAGUUGACAAGCAUUACGUCUUAACAUGUUCAGUGGAUGGUUUUGCAAAGGUAUGGGAUUUACGUCAUAUGGGGAAGAAGCCCAACUGCAUCGCCUCCCUUCCUCAUCCAAGGUCUGUUAGCUCUGCAUGUUAUUCACCAAUUACGGGAAAACAAAUUCUGACUACCUGCUUGGAUAACAGACUCCGAAUAUAUGACACUUCACAUUUGGAGGAUUCACAGAAAAAGUCACCACUUCUACAUUCCAUCAGCCACAACAACUACACUGGUCGCUGGUUAACAAGAUUUCAGGCUGUGUGGCAUCCAAGCCGGGACGACAUGUUCAUUGUUGGUAGCAUGGAUCGUCCGAGAAGGAUUGAAGUGUUUGACAACCAGGGGGAGCUAGUGAAUACUUUCUCUGAUCAAGAGUACCUAUGUUCAGUAUGCUCUGUCAAUGCUUUCCACCCAACAAGAAAUGUGCUUGUUGGUGGAAACUCCAGUGGAAGGUUACAUCUGUUCAUGUAAAACACCUUACAGAAGUCUGUGGCUAUAUGUUGUAAAUAAUACUGAUAACCAAUGAUUGAAUUAAUGGUGUAACUGAACUGUAUGGAAACAUCUGUGACAGUUAUUUGGCAGAAAUUUGUUGAUUUGACCAAAAUGUUGAAACAGUGGGUUAGAUUAUAUUUUUUCACACUAUAACCUCUACUUUAAUAUUGAUUUUUUUAUUGCAAGUCUCACAAUUAACUGUGGGUUUAAAUAACCAUUGCUUAAUUGACACAUAUAUUAUUGCUUAAUUAUAAUUGCAGUGAAGCUAUAGAAUUUAUACACUCUGAUAUAAGAGUAUGGAAAUGACUUGGUAACCAAAGUAAAUAAUAGUAAAUGUAAGUGAAAUAUAAUGUCUGCAACUUUCCUAUUUGACAGAUGUUUUUUACAUGUGCAAGAUUAAUGGGCUUGUCAAUAGCUAAAUUAUAGUUUUAUAUAUUAUAGCCUAUUGUCUAUAAUUAAAGAAAUAAAGCAUUGUAUAUAGUAUAGAUCUUAUUUUAUAAUAUAGCUCUUUUCAAACUAAAUACUUCAA